Molecule: messenger RNA, 1964 nt
Organism: Malurus melanocephalus (red-backed fairy wren)
Lineage: Eukaryota; Metazoa; Chordata; Aves; Passeriformes; Maluridae
Gene: SLC16A4
Product: solute carrier family 16 member 4
Exons: 9
Coding region: 289-1821 (510 amino acids)
Biological process (GO): transmembrane transport; monocarboxylic acid transport
Molecular function (GO): monocarboxylic acid transmembrane transporter activity
Source: RefSeq, a predicted model, not a curated record
GGGAAGGGGAGGGACUCCCGGCCUUGGGGCCUCACAGGCGAGCUCUGCCUCCCGAGAGGAGGAGGAGGAGGAGGAGGAAGGGGAGGAUGAGGAUGAGCUCCGUGCCCCCAGCGCUUGCCAGGCUCCGUGUCCCGCUCAGGACCGACACCAUCACCCUCAGUGGAUGGCAAUGAAGGAGCAGACUCUGGGCUGCCCACUCAGGAACGGGGGAUUUGAUCUCUGGAGGAAAUGAAGAGACUCUGAGGAGAUUCCUCUUCGCUGUCGACGGUUCGGGGAGGAUUUUCCAGCAUGCAGCGGGAAGAGGCAGGGCAAAGGAACGAGGAUGAGGAGCCAGAGGCUCGGGCAGCCCGGAGGAGCCGAGGCAGCGGAGCGGCAGCCGGAGGGUGGGCGUGGGGAGUGGUGCUGCACUUCUUCCUGGUCAACGUGCUGGUGAUGGGGAUGCUCAAGACCUUUGGGAUUUUCUUCGUGGCUUUUCGAGAGGAGAUUGGGGGAUCUUCAGAGCAGCUCAGCUGGAUCGGCUCCAUCAUGUCCUCGCUGCGUUUCCUGGGAGCCCCGCUCGUGUCCGUGGUGUGCCAGCGCCUGGGCGAGCGGCCGACCUCCAUCGUGGGCGCCGCGCUGGUGGCCGGGGGCUGCCUGCUCAGCACUCAGGCCACCAGCGUCCCCUUCCUCUGCUUCUCCAUGGGACUGCUCCUGGGGUUGGGGUUUGCCUGCCUGUACCAGGCAGGGGCGGUGAUGACGGCCAAGCGCUGCAGGGCACGGCUGGCACUCUCCAACGCCCUGGCACGCUCGGGGAUGGGGCUGACCUUCCUCAUGGCCCCCUUCACCCAGCGCCUCAUCGAGUUCUACGGCUGGCAAGGAACUCUCCUGAUUUUUGGAGGCAUCAUGCUGAACCUGGUCCCUUCCAGCAUGUUGUUGUGGCCCGUCACCACCCGAGUCCCUCGGGAAUCCRCUGAAAAUCAACACCGGGAAUCUUCCAUGGCAAAAAAGGAUCCCGAAAUUCCUGACAUAUGUUCACAUGGAAGCACCCACGGAGAAUUACAGCUCCACAGUGCACAGGAGGCUCCAACCACGGAGAAACUCGUGAUGUCCCACRGCUCUGAUGCAGCAAAUCCGUCUGGAAGGUUCCAGAAAUCCAGCCCAGAGGCCACGAGAAGCUGCAGAUCCCUACCAGGCACCACAAAAGAACCUUCCCAGCCUCUCCUGGAUUUUUCCCCACUCAAGGAUCCCGUGUUCUUCAUCUUCACCUGGUCAUUCCUGUUCAGCCACUUGGCCUAUUUUGUGCCCUUCUUCCACCUGGUGGCGAGGGCCAGGACGCUGGGCAUGAGCAGCAGGGAUGGCUCCUACCUCAUCGCCGUGGCUGGCAUCACGGAGAUGCUGAGCCAGCUGCUCUCAGGCUGGGUGGCCGACCACAACUGGACCAAGAAGUACCAUUUUCAUGUCACCUACCUGCUCCUGAGYGGGGUCACCAACCUGCUGGGGCCACUGGCCACCACCUUCCCGCUGCUCCUCACCUACACCGUGGCCUUCGCCCUCUUCUGCGGGGGCUUCAUGGCCCUGGUGCUGCCCGUGCUGGUGGAUCUGGUGGGUGUGGAGAAGCUCCACAGCUACCUGGGCUUCGCUGCCUUCUUUGCAGGGAUAGCAGCCAUGGGAGGACCCCCUUUAGCAGGGUGGCUCUAUGACUACACCCAGACCUAYGUCUGCUCCUUCCUCUUCGCUGGAGCCUGUGCUCUCAUCUCACCUAUYUCCUUCUUCUUCGAGCCUUCAGCCCAAAGAUGGAAGCUAAAAAAAGCCAGUUUGAACAAGAACCCCAGGUCUGGMUGAAGUUUUAAAGGUUGGGCUUUGCAAAAGCCAUUGCCUGCACUGGGAAAUAUCAAAGGUGGCAACACCGAAAAUUGGAAUUUUUGGCUGCCAUUCAAUUUGUGUAUUGGGGUAUUUCUCCUGAUUAAAGCCAGCUGAGAAAUGCA